Drosophila guanche is the source of this 1618-nucleotide messenger RNA. Its product is annotated as ubiquitin-conjugating enzyme E2 S. NCBI's taxonomy places the organism in Eukaryota, Metazoa, Arthropoda, Insecta, Diptera, Drosophilidae. The transcript has 3 exons. The record is from RefSeq and is a predicted model, not a curated record. The coding region runs from base 515 to 1144 and encodes 209 amino acids.
AUGGAAGCUGUUUUCGUGUUGUUGUUGAGCGUGAAGUGUGCAAUUUGACAGAAUUUGUUUAAAUGUGACGAAAAAAGAAGGACAACAACAACAGCAACAACACAGGCGAUCAAAUCGAUUUGAAAUCCAUCGCAAGGCAAAAUUCAAAAGUCUUCAAAUUUCUAUUAGGCAUAAAAGUGAAAAGCGUGCGAAAACAGAAGAAGAAACCCAAACCAAACCAAAGCAAACCCUCCCACUCGAAGUAGAAGCAAGCAAAAACUGCAAAAGACAGUGAAACAAGAGUAGUUUUCCACUCCAACGACUACGCCAAGCACCGCCAGCACACAGCAGCACCAGAUUGCACAUUGGCGUCUUCUCCGCGCGAAGAGAGAUUGCAACACACUUUUGGAGUCAAGCCUCCAAGCUGCGGGCCCAGGAAAGCACCGUCGCGAAACCUUGAAAACCCUCCACACACACAUACACACGCACACGCACACGAACUGUUACACAGCAUCCGUUGGGCACAGGAAAAGCCAUGAGUUCGCAGUAUUCCAAUGUGGAGAACCUGUCGCCGCAAACGAUACGUCAGGUGAUGAGGGAGCUGCAAGAGAUGGAAACCACCCCGCCGGAGGGCAUUAAAGUGCUAAUAAACGAGAGCGAUGUCACCGAUAUACAGGCAUUGAUCGACGGACCAGCGGGCACACCGUACGCCGUUGGCAUCUUCCGCGUCAAGCUGACACUCAGCAAAGAUUUCCCGCAAACGCCGCCAAAGGCCUAUUUCCUAACCAAAAUCUUUCACCCAAAUGUGGCGAGCAACGGCGAGAUUUGCGUCAACACACUGAAGAAGGACUGGAAGCCGGAUCUGGGUAUCAAACACAUACUGCUUACCAUUAAAUGCCUGCUGAUUGUGCCCAAUCCGGAGUCUGCACUCAACGAGGAGGCUGGCAAGAUGCUGCUCGAACGAUACGAUGACUACUCGCAGAGAGCGCGCAUGAUGACGGAGAUCCAUGCCCAGCCCGCCAAGUGCGGUGUUAGCGCUGCGAGCGAUGCCAAAGAUGAUGAUGGACCCUCAACUAAGAAGCAUGCGGGCCUGGACAAGAAGCUGCAGGACAAGAAGAAGGAGAAGUUGCUCAAGGAGAAGAAGCGUAUGUUGAAGAGGUUAUGAGAGGCAUAAGUGGAGUUCCAGCCACUACUUACUGCAGGCGCAGGAGGAACAGUUGCAGGAACACACGGUGGAAGCAGACAAGUAAGGAAGCAAACGGAUACGGCUUCGGCUUCGGUGACUAACACGGGAGGGGACAACUGGACGGGAAUGGACGGAGGGAAGCAAUUAUUUAGUAGAGCGAUGAGUGAAGGCGCGCUAUGAAAUUUUACACUGAUCCAGUAACGAGGAGCAACCAAAAGCAGAGCUGAUGCAUUCAACCAGGAUACCAGCCAGGUGAGGGGGGAGGGGGGGGAUAGAAAGGAACUUAAGGAAGACCUACAAAGAGAGAAUGAACCACAACCACUACUCCAAAGAAAACGAACAUCCAGUAAUCAUAGAAAAUUGCGUAUUUACACGACACAUCGGCGGUUGGGUGGGCCACUCGAGGUGUCCGAGUCGGCCCUGCUGUCCGAAUCUAGAAUGUAGAGGGGGGGG